AUGAGGAGCGUGUUGCGGAUCGCGGCGGUGUUAUGGUGGCUUUGGCUGUGUUCCGACGUAAGUGUGGUCCGGAGCGGAUCUAGCGAUGGAAUUGGGAAAGUGAGAAGAGAUACUGAAGAUGCGAUCUCGUUGCUGGAAAAUCAACUGACUGCGAAAUCUCCAGCGCAGCUUCUCAUGGUUCCUCUCACCUUGAUUCAGGGAGCUGCCUCCAAAGGAGCUGUUUGCCUGGAUGGAACACUACCCGGUUAUCAUCUACACCCUGGUUCUGGUUCUGGUGCUAACCGCUGGCUCAUUCAACUCGAGGGUGGAGGAUGGUGCAACACUCGCCGGAGCUGUAUCUUCCGGAAAACCACUCGCCGUGGUUCGUCAAAAUACAUGGAGAAAGUUUUGGCCUUCACUGGGAUUUUGAGCAACAAAGCUGAUGAGAAUCCUGACUUCUUCAACUGGAACAGAGUUAAAUUGCGUUACUGUGAUGGUGCCUCUUUCACAGGCGAUAGUGCGGACGAGAGUUCACAACUUUACUACAGAGGACAACGAAUCUGGCAAGUAGCUAUGGAGGAACUGCUCUCUAAAGGCAUGCAAAAAGCAGAGCAGGCUCUACUUUCUGGAUGUUCAGCUGGAGGAUUAGCUUCGAUCCUCCACUGCGAUCAGUUUAAGGAACUCUUACCUGCUACUACCAAAGUGAAAUGCUUAAGUGAUGCUGGAAUGUUUAUGGAUGCCGUUGAUGUAUCUGGAGGCCACUCGCUCCGGAACAUGUUCAAAGGUGUUGUUACAGUACAGAACCUCCAAAAGGAUCUGUCCACUACUUGUACCAAGCAUCUGGAUCCAACUUCGUGCUUCUUUCCUCAGAAUUUGGUUUCAGAGAUCAAGACUCCAAUGUUUCUUCUAAAUGCAGCUUACGACGCUUGGCAGGUACAAGAGAGCUUAGCUCCUCCAUCUGCUGAUCCUGGUGGCUUUUGGAAAGCAUGCAAAGCAGAUCACUCGCAUUGUAAUUCAUCUCAAAUCCAAUUCUUCCAAGACUUCAGGACACAAAUGGUGGAUGCUGUAAAAUCCUUCUCGUCGUCUACACAUAACGGUGUCUUCAUUAACUCAUGCUUCGCGCACUGCCAAUCCGAAAGACAGGACACUUGGUUUGCGCCAGAUUCUCCUAAGCUUCACGGCAAGAGCGUUGCUGAAUCUGUUGGUGACUGGUACUUUGACAGAACAGCAGUCAAAGCCGUUGACUGUCCUUACCCUUGUGACAAAACAUGUCACAAUCUCAUCUUCAAGUGA
Messenger RNA from Thlaspi arvense, 1272 nucleotides. Lineage: Eukaryota; Viridiplantae; Streptophyta; Magnoliopsida; Brassicales; Brassicaceae. The record is from the annotation of a GenBank genome assembly.